GAUGCUCAAAAGGAAAAAGAAAAUAAGGUCAAUUUUAAAGUCUGAAACUCUUAGGUUACUUGGACGAGACAAUGUUGUCAUUUUAGAUGCUGCAAAUUAUAUAAAAGGUUACCGUUAUGAGCUGUACUGUGCGUCAAAAAACAGCAAGACGACCCAAGUGACUGUGGGAGUGUGUUGUGAAUACAGAGCAGGCAUGGGAGUGGGAAUCUAG
This is a messenger RNA of Homalodisca vitripennis (glassy-winged sharpshooter), 211 nucleotides long. Its product is annotated as protein KTI12 homolog. The transcript is spliced from 3 exons. The record is from RefSeq and is a predicted model, not a curated record. The annotation marks the transcript as partial. Lineage: Eukaryota; Metazoa; Arthropoda; Insecta; Hemiptera; Cicadellidae.